AUGGGCCGUAUCAACCUCACAGCUCUGCGUGUGCGCAGUCGCGCUCUUCGCAGAAAAGAAGCAACCGACUCUCGCAUAACGCCUAUCUGGGCCAACAUUGUCGCAGACGUCCCACCCGCCCAGAUCAUGACCCGCCAUCAACCCAUCGAGCACCACUAUACCGAAACCCGCACCAAGACUCUCCCUGACGGCCGCUCCUCACAGGCCACCCAGAUAAUAGCACACGCCAAACCCAAGACCGCAAAGCCCAAGCAACUCUACAGCCCCACCCCCCUCCGCUACGAAGAGGACACCCUGCGCAAGCAGUUCUUCAGCGACCACCCCUGGGAGCUCGCCCGGCCACGAACCCUCGUCGAAACCGACGGCAAACAAUACGCGCGCGCGAAUUGGAGCACAGGGAUCAAGCAGCGCGGCCUGCCCGUAUCGGGCGAGAGCGUUGUGCAGCGCCAGCUGUGGCUCCUGCACAACGUCCCAGAUAUCACGGUGCCAGAGGCGUACGACAUCGCGCGCAAGGAGUUCUAUGCCGUCCGCCGGCGGCAGCAGACGGCGAUGCGCAUUGCCGUCGAGGAGGCCGAGAUGUUUGGCGCCGACUUUGGCGUCCCGGCCAUGAGCGUCGGCAUGAGCAAGGAGGACAAGGUCUACACCGAGUGGGUGGGCUGGGCGGCGGAAGAGGCCAUGCGCAUCACGCAGCAGCGCGCCGGGUUUGAGGGCUCGCAGGUGAGCACCGAGCAGAAGGCUAUUGAGGGCAAUGCGGCCGGACUCGGUGGUGCCAGGUUUGGUGGGCAAAGGACCGGGAUGGCGCAGAGGCAGAUGGCGGGACCGAGCUCACAAGUGGGAUCGUCCCUUGCAUGA
Molecule: messenger RNA, 852 nt
Organism: Cyphellophora europaea CBS 101466
Lineage: Eukaryota; Fungi; Ascomycota; Eurotiomycetes; Chaetothyriales; Cyphellophoraceae
Exons: 1
Coding region: 1-852 (283 amino acids)
Cellular component (GO): mitochondrial small ribosomal subunit
Molecular function (GO): structural constituent of ribosome
Source: RefSeq, a predicted model, not a curated record